GUCCCUUCGCUUGUCAUCACUCUUUUGUUGCUUUGUUAAUUAAUAAUUAAACAACCGUUUUUAACCAAACCACUCUCCUACAAUCAUCCACUUAGCCCACAACCCAAACAAACAGAUCUCUGUCUUUCCUUUCCUUCGUAAUAACGAAUCGCACAAUUCUCCAGAUGGCUCCGAUUCCGUCGGAGAACGGCGUCGACGGAGACGACGAGCGGGAAGAGGAAGAUGAAGAAGAAGAAGAGGAGGAAGAGGAGGAGGAGGAGGAGGAGGAGGAAGAGCCGAGGCUAAAGUACCAGAGAAUGGGAGGUAGUAUACCGACGUUACUAUCAAAUGAUGCGGCGUCGUGUAUUGCGGUUGCAGAACGGAUGAUCGCGCUUGGGACACUGGACGGCACCGUUCAUAUUCUUGAUUUCCUUGGUAACCAGGUUAAGGAAUUUGCUGCCCAUACCGCUGCUGUCAAUGAUCUCAGCUUUGAUAUAGAAGGUGAAUAUAUAGGUAGUUGUUCAGAUGAUGGAUCUGUUGUAAUACAUAGCCUUUUCACUGAUGAGAAAAUGAAGUUUGACUAUCAUCGACCAAUGAAGGCCAUUGCUUUGGACCCUGAAUAUUCUAGAAAAACAUCUAGAAGAUUUGUAGCUGGUGGUUUAGCAGGCCAUUUGUAUUUUAAUUCAAAGAAAUGGCUGGGAUACCGAGAUCAGGUUUUGCACUCUGGUGAAGGUCCAAUACAUACUGUAAAGUGGAGAACUAGUCUCAUUGCUUGGGCUAAUGAUGCAGGCGUGAAAGUUUAUGAUGCUGCCAAUGAUCAGCGAAUAACAUUUAUUGAGAGACCACGAGGAAGUCCACGCCCUGAACUUUUGCUUCCUCACUUAGUUUGGCAGGAUGAUUCUCUCUUGGUUAUUGGCUGGGGAACAUCCGUGAAAAUUGCAUUAAUAAGAACAAAUGCGUACAAAGGAACAAAUGGGACGUAUAGUCACCUCCCGAUGGCUAGUAUGAACAAGGUGGAUAUUGUGGCAUCUUUCCAAACCAGCUAUUAUAUUUCAGGAAUUGCUCCCUUUGGUGAUUCUUUGGUUGUUCUAGCUUAUAUUCCUGGAGAAGAUGAUGGAGAGAAGGAAUUUAGUAGUACCAUUCCAUCAAGACAGGGUAAUGCACAGAGACCAGAAGUACGUAUAGUUACGUGGACUAAUGAUGAACUUGCAACAGAUGCCCUACCUGUGCAUGGGUUUGAGCAUUACAAGGCAAAGGACUAUUCCCUUGCUCAUUCUCCAUUCUCAGGGAGCAGCUAUGCUGGUGGUCAGUGGGCUGCCGGUGAUGAACCAUUAUACUAUAUUGUAUCCCCAAAGGAUGUUGUUAUUGCAAAACCGAGGGAUGCUGAAGAUCAUAUUGCAUGGCUUCUACAACAUGGUUGGCAUGAAAAAGCUUUAGCAGCAGUUGAAGCGGGUCAGGCUCGAAGUGAACUUCUUGAUGAGGUUGGAUCUAGGUAUCUCGAUCAUUUGAUUGUGGAAAGGAAAUAUGCUGAAGCUGCAUCUUUGUGUCCCAAAUUGUUACAAGGGUCUGCUUCAGCAUGGGAAAGGUGGGUUUUCCAUUUUGCUCAUCUUCGUCAGCUACCUGUACUGGUCCCGUACAUACCAACGGAAAACCCAAGACUGAGAGAUACUGCUUAUGAGGUUGCUCUUGUUGCACUAGCAACAAAUUCAUCUUUCCAUAAGGAUCUUUUGUCAACUGUUAAAUCCUGGCCACCUGUGAUUUAUUCUGCAUUACCUGUCAUAUCUGCUAUAGAACCUCAGCUAAACACCUCUUCCAUGACUGAUGCACUUAAGGAGGCACUAGCAGAAUUAUAUGUAAUUGAUGGGCAAUAUGAGAAAGCUUGUACACUUUAUGCUGAUCUUAUGAAGCCAGAUAUAUUUGAAUUCAUUGAAAAACAUAACUUACAUGAGGCUACUCGUGAGAAGGUUGCCCAAUUGAUGAUGCUUGAUAGCAAGCGUGCGGUACCUCUAUUGAUCCAAAACAAGGACUUAAUUCCUCCAGCUGAAGUUGUCUCGCAACUGUUGGCUGCCAGAAAUAAAUGUGAUUCAAGAUAUUACUUGCAUUUAUAUCUGCAUGCGCUAUUUGAGGCAAAUCCACAUGCUGGAAAGGACUUUCAUGAUAUGCAGGUAGAGCUUUAUGCAGAUUAUGAUCCGAAGAUGCUACUUCCCUUUCUCCGCAGUAGCCAACAUUGCACACUUGAGAAGGCAUAUGACAUUUGUGUCAAAAGAGAUCUUUUAAGGGAGCAAGUCUUCAUACUUGGAAGAAUGGGGAACUCCAAAAAGGCCUUAGCUGUCAUCAUAAAUGAUUUAGGAGAUAUUCAAGAGGCUGUAGAAUUUGUAACUAUGCAGCACGAUGACGACCUUUGGGAAGAAUUAAUUAAGCAGUGUCUUCACAAACCUGAAAUGGUGGGAGUGUUGUUGGAGCAUACUGUUGGCAAUCUGGAUCCCCUGUAUAUUGUAAAUAUGGUACCUAAUGGCUUGGAGAUUCCUAGGCUUAGGGAUCGUCUAGUAAAAAUUAUCACAGAUUACAGAACUGAAACAUCUCUUAGACAUGGGUGUAAUGAUAUUCUCAAGGCUGAUUGUGUAAACCUCUUAAUCAAAUACUACAAGGAAGCAAGACGAGCUGUUCUCUUAAGUAAUGAAGAAGAGGACACGCGAACAAAAAGGGAUGGUAAUCGGGAUUCUCAGACAAGUGAGAGAACACCGACUUUGAGAACAAUGGAGGUUAAAUCAAAAACUAGGGGAGAUGCAAGAUGUUGCAUGUGUUUUGAUCCUUUCUCUAUACAAAAUGUAUCAGUCAUCGUAUUCUUCUGCUGUCAUGCUUAUCACAUGAAUUGUCUAAUGGAUUCCAUGCACACUGUUGAUGCUCAAAAACGGGUCGGAGCCACUUCCCGGGAGCAGGAGUUAGAAUAUGGAUAUAGUGAUGAUGAGGAUAAUGAAGAUGAUACCAAUUCUGGUGCGCCUCGAUUACGAUGCAUCUUGUGUACUACUGCUGCAAGUUGAGAUAGUGUGUUCUUUUUUAUAUUUUCCUUCCCUCGGUUUUUUUUGGUUGGGAAGUAGGUAGGGGGUGGGCAUUGGUGCGAGUUUUUUGUUUUAUUUUAUCAGGCUGUUCUUUCCUUUUUUUUUUUUUUUUUUUUUUU
Messenger RNA from Jatropha curcas, 3157 nucleotides. RefSeq names its product vacuolar protein sorting 41 (gene VPS41). NCBI's taxonomy places the organism in Eukaryota, Viridiplantae, Streptophyta, Magnoliopsida, Malpighiales, Euphorbiaceae. Gene Ontology annotation, molecular function: protein binding. Gene Ontology annotation, biological process: protein targeting to vacuole; vesicle-mediated transport; endosomal vesicle fusion. Gene Ontology annotation, cellular component: HOPS complex; late endosome. The record is from RefSeq and is a predicted model, not a curated record.